This is a messenger RNA of Gymnodraco acuticeps, 3462 nucleotides long. It is a transcript of the gene ttk, whose product is annotated as ttk protein kinase. NCBI's taxonomy places the organism in Eukaryota, Metazoa, Chordata, Actinopteri, Perciformes, Bathydraconidae. Bases 163 to 3156 code for a protein of 997 amino acids. The record is from RefSeq and is a predicted model, not a curated record. Gene Ontology annotation, cellular component: kinetochore; spindle; nucleus. Gene Ontology annotation, molecular function: ATP binding; protein binding; protein serine/threonine kinase activity. Gene Ontology annotation, biological process: mitotic spindle assembly checkpoint signaling; meiotic spindle assembly checkpoint signaling; peptidyl-serine phosphorylation. The transcript is spliced from 25 exons.
GCCAACCGCCAAUAAACACCAAAGAAGAAGAAGACCGUCUGAGGGUAAGCGCUGCGUCAACACGAACUAGCCAAUCAUCACCCAGCGGUGAAUUUGAAAACUGGCAGUUGAAGGUUUUUAUUUUGCUCUAAGUGAAACGUGACUAUUGACAGCAUAAACACGAUGGAAGAGGAGCACACAGACAGAAAGCAGCAGCUUGCCAUGCUUUCUCAAAGGAUCAUCAAAAUAAAAAAUGAACUCGAUGAAGAUGACACAGCCAAUAUUAACCAGGUUAUUGGCUCUAACUCACCUGAAUCAUGCCGCUCAUAUUUGCUGGUCCUGGAGAAGAAAGGAGACCCUCACAUGAAUCGUAACCACCGCACCAGACUUAUUGACUUUUAUACCAGAGUAUUCUUCAAUAUGCCACUGGGAAAACACUGUGAGAAUGAGAGCUAUGCCAGGAUGUUGGUCAGAUUUGCAGAACUAAAAGCAAUUCAGGAGGUGAAUGAGGCUGAAGCUAACUUCAACGUGGCGCGAUCUCACUGCCCAAACUUUGCAUUUGUUCACAUUGCACAUGCACAGUUUGAACAUUCUCAAGGCAACACAAAGAGAGGCAUUUACAUAUUGCAGAAUGCUCUUCAACUGGCAGCCAAACCAAAGGAACUGCUUGAGGCUGCGUUGAAAAGCAUGCAGUCAGGCAAAACACAACUCUACUGUUCAGAGUACAAGGAAAAUCUACCAUUGUCGUCCAGCAGUAAUGUACACAGUGCGGUCCAAAAAGGCUCAGUAUUCCAGAAAGUGUGCAGAACAUCAGACGGCACAGGCGAUUUACAGCUCUCCAGCAUUUUUGGUUCAGGGACAGAGCAACACGGUGGAUCCUCAGAUGAGCAGCUGUCAGGAUGGAGAUCUGGAUCUCAUCGCAAAAGAGCAGUUGACAUGCUUGGGAGAGUUCCCGUGGUACCUUUCUCUAUCCAAGAAAAAGAUGAUGACUCCAUCGAUGAAAGGCCCUUAAGGAAAACGGAUUCAUCAAUCUACUCCAGUUUGUCCAGGCAAACAUCUGGUUCAAAUGUGAACCCCCUUUUUGGGAUUUCAUCAUCAAUGAAAAAUGCAUCCGAUGGAGACAUUUUAUUCUUUAAACCACCAGCUGUCAGCCCGGAGCAGACCUGGGAGGAGCAGGCAGCCGUGGACUCCACCACCACACUGCUUCACACGCACAGCACCAGGGACACCUCCAGAAUGGACGAUGUUACAUUCAACUUUGACCAGGUGGUCAAUACCAACUCUCCUGAGUCGUGUUGGGCAUUUCUGACGAACCUGGAGAAGAGAGGCAACCCUCACACAGAUAUCAUCGUGCUCAAUAAGCUCAACAACUGUUACUCUAAAAUAUUUUCCCACAUGCCAAUAAGAAAGUUCAGCAAAAACGCCUGUUAUGCCAGGAUACUGGUCAGAUAUGCAGAACUCAAGGGGAUUGAAGACCCUGAAGAAGCCGAGGAUCAUUUCAUAGUUGCAAGAUCCAACUGUAAAGGCUUUGCCUUCGUCCACGUAGCACAUGCUCAGUUUGAGCUUUCGCAAGGUAAUGUGAUCAAGGCAACUUCAAUUCUGAACAAAGCCCUGGCGUUAAACGCCAGGCCAGCAGAGCUGCUGGAGGGCGCCCUACGUAACCUGAAAGCUGGAGAGAAACUGCUCAUGCCCAACAGAGAGGAGGAACAUUCCACAGAUUUGCAAGUAGGUGCAAGUGCGUUUUCUUUUGGGAGAAACCCGGAGCCUUAUCUUCCUGCUCGGGUCCCUGUGAGCCGUUCAGUGGAACAGCCCAAAGCUGCCAGCAGGGAGCCUCUAUCGGAGUGGAAGAUUCCAACAUCCCUCAGCCGACACAUUUCCCCAGAGGAUAAAAAAACAACACCUCCAGGCCCCAGACCUAUUCCACGUGUUGUUGAGUCUCUCCCCACUCCAUCCUUCCAUCUACCGUCCAGACCAAACCGACAGACAGUCUGUCAGACUCCAAACGGCUACAGAAACCCCUCUGCUAACAGCUUCAUCACUCCUGUUGUGAAGAGAGUUGCUGAAAUGCCUUCCUCUGCAUUGGCAGCGCACAGAGCUGCACCCCCUCAGCAGCCGUGCACACCGCUGAACCAUGCUUCAGGCUUCCAGACCCCACAGGCUUCUCUCUCUGCGUUGUCAAAUGACACCAUCACCAUUAAGGGCAAACGGUUCAUUAUUCUCAAGAUGAUAGGAUGUGGCGGGUCCAGCAAGGUCUACCAGGUCCUGGAUCACAAAAAUCAGCUGUUUGCCGUGAAAUACGUCAACCUGGAGGAAGCUGACGCUCAGAUGGUAGAGAGCUACAAAAAUGAGAUUCAGCAUCUGAACCACCUGCAGCUGUACAGCGAUCAAAUCAUCAAGCUCUACGACUAUGAAAUAACCAACAGCUACAUCUACAUGCUGAUGGAGUGUGGGAACUUGGAUCUGAACACUUGGCUGAGGAACCGCAAAACUGUGACUCCACUGGACAGGAAGUUCUACUGGAAGAACAUGCUGGAGGCCGUCCACACCAUCCACAGCCACGGAAUCAUCCACAGUGACUUAAAGCCGGCAAACUUUGUCCUUGUGAACGGUUCGGUGAAGUUGAUUGACUUUGGCAUCGCAAACACAAUCCAACCAGACGUGACGAGCAUUAUGAAGAAUUCACAGGUUGGAACGUUGAGCUACAUGCCCCCUGAAGCCAUCAAAGACACUUCGUCCCAGCCAGGACAAUCACGAUCUAAGAUCUGUACAAAAGGUGACGUGUGGUCGCUGGGAUGUAUCCUGUACUGCAUGACGUACGGGAAGACUCCCUUCCAAAGCAUCACCAAUCAGAUCGCCAAGCUGCACGCCAUCAUCGACACCUCCCACCCUAUCGAAUUUCCUGACAUCUCGGAGAAGGAUCUGCUGGAUGUGUUGAAGAGCUGCUUGGUACGAAACCCCAGAGAGAGGAUUUCCUUAAAAGAGCUGCUGGAUCAUCCGUACCUACAGCAUUCACCUGCAGAAAGAGGUCCAAGUAACAGAGAUCUGCAGAAGAUCCUAACAGACCUCGCAGCCCUCCAGUCUCCAGGCAGCAUCACCCGAGCAGCUAAUAAUCUGGCCAAAAUGUGCAGCAGCGGCAGGAAGUUGGAUGUUGCAGAGUGUGCAAAGUCAUCAACCUAACUAUCCUUGAAUAUGUGAUGUGGAUAGAAGUUACUUUAUUUUCUUUUGUUGUACUUCUCUUGAACACUUCAGUACAGAAACAGUAUAUUCUUUAACAUGUAGAAAUAACACAUUUAUAUUUGUAACACAUAUUUCUGUAUAGCUUCUUACUCGGGCAGCAUUUCUAUUGAAUCUUAGUUGACUAUCUAAAUACCCAUUUAAAUAAAAUACUACCCCCACCUCCACCCACAGCAUUAUACAUCCAUAAUUCUUAUGUGACCAUUGUAAAAUAUAUAAAUCACCAUAAAAUCUCACUGAUUGACGUAA